UGAUACUGUCUAUAAAAGCAACUUUACCACAGAUAUAUCGAGUGAUGUGCGAUCAGUCGCAAUAAUUUCGAGACAACUUUCUUAUUAGUCGUUUUAAUGCGGUAUUGACGAUUUCCAUUUAAGGAGAUUGCUCAUAUAACUCCAAUAAAAGUGUGUGUUUGUAGUAUCGGGUGGGCUAGUAUGAGCUAUGAAAAAAGUUCCCACUAACUCGACUUUUAAAAAAUUCAUUCGUAAAUUCGGAAAACCUCUACUGGCAUUUGAAAUAGGAUUACUUGGCUGCUCGUACUUAUUCUGGCGCCGCAUGAACACGGACCCAGAGUUCCGCUGGUACAUGCACUUGAACUAUCCCUCAGUACUUGAAGGUUACUACAGAAUUGGAGAAAAUAUUUCAGUAAAAUCUCGAAUUAUUCGCGAAACAGAUUUAAUGACUUGGGGAAAAAUAAAUCCUAAGUCUGAAUGAUUUUUAUUUUUGCUUAAUGGCUUUCGCUAAAAUUAUAUUAAUGUUGAUUGGCGGGUCUGGAGCUGGAUACGCUUUGUUGAAAAUUGUUACACCUUCCGAUAAAGAUUUUGAGAAGAAAUUCCCUUUGCCUGCACUUGACAACUAUCGCCCGUUCCUAAAAAAAUCCGCUAAAUUUGAAGCAAAAAAUAAAUCAAGUGACUCUAUGUCUGACUCAGAAACUGCGAACGCAAAAGAGUCACCCAGGAAAUAACAUCCGGCUGCUAUGGACACACCAGAAGUGAUAGAGAGCCUCGGAGGCGGAAAUCUUACCGAUCGUAUUUCAAAGCGCGAUCGCGAGCGCAGGAACGUAAUCGAGCGCAGAAAGGAGGAGAAGCAGCAGCUGAGUGUCGAGUCAGAGCAGCUGAGCUUCUUCCAGGAGACGUUUUACCUCACCUGCAACAAAGUCAAAGACAUGCUGGACUCGGCGCCCCUGGCUCAGACUUCCGCGCUUCCGGGAAUCUUCGAUAAAAUAAACAAAGAAAUCCAGACCCUGUGGAACUACUUGUCCCAGUCAAAGAUAUUCCUCAAAGUCUACGACAUUCGUCGGGCCCAAGAAACCCUCCAACGCCUCGAGACCGAGGCCGCCGACCUGGAGCUCAAGCUCCUGCCCAAGAAGAAGUUUGGUUUCAAAAACCGGCGGCCUGCUAAAAAGCCAUCAGAUAAAUCCCUGGACGUCACUGACGGACUGAAGAACCUCAACCUGGCAGAGACAGUGACCUCAAAUGGAGCAACAAAGCAGCACAAUGAACUAAUUAGUAAGUACACCGACAGUGCAAGCAGUAUAAUUGGCAAAUCAGACCUCACCCUGACGUUAGACGCCGAAAAUGUAAACAAGAAUGACGUUCUAUUGUCUGAUUUAACUCGAUGCAAUGUGCGCAUUUACGGUGCGCCGAGUACCGUACACAUGAUUAAUCUUAAGCAAUGCCAAGUACUCAUUGGACCAGUCUCGUCAUCUGUAUUUGUUAGCAAUUGUGACUCAUGUACCUUUGCAUUUGCAUGCCAGCAAUUACGUUUACACUCGUCGACGGACUGUACCAUCUAUCUCCAUGUUACCAGUCGCGCUAUCAUCGAGGACUCGACUAAAAUAAAAGUCGCGCCGUACAGUUGGAGUUACGAGGACCAGCAAAGUCACUUCAAUCUGGCUGGACUCGACGUUAAAACCAACAACUGGGACUCCGUUGACGACUUCAAUUGGCUUUCCUCCGAAAAACAUUCGCCGAAUUGGUCAGUCUUGAAACCGGAGCUCAGGGUCAAAUUCUGGGAUUGAAAUUUUACUUUUUUUACCUAAUUAUUAUUAUUAUACAUAUAUUUUCGACUCUCACAGUGGAUAAGUUGGCUGAUUAAAUCUUAGAUAUUUUAUUUGAAUAUAUUUGUCCAAGACAUACAUAGUAUCUGAUAUUUUAAUCAUGUCAAAUUAUUAAGUAAUAAACACGUGUAUUUUCGCUUUUACACAAUUAAUAAAUGCACGUUAUCUUUA
This is a messenger RNA of Microplitis mediator, 1976 nucleotides long. RefSeq names its product tubulin-specific chaperone C (gene TBCC). The transcript is spliced from 3 exons. The coding region runs from base 723 to 1766 and encodes 347 amino acids. Gene Ontology annotation, cellular component: cytoplasm. Gene Ontology annotation, biological process: post-chaperonin tubulin folding pathway; tubulin complex assembly. The record is from RefSeq and is a predicted model, not a curated record. Gene Ontology annotation, molecular function: tubulin binding. Lineage: Eukaryota; Metazoa; Arthropoda; Insecta; Hymenoptera; Braconidae.